This is a messenger RNA of Xylaria bambusicola, 1114 nucleotides long. RefSeq lists its product as uncharacterized. Bases 391 to 1002 code for a protein of 203 amino acids. Lineage: Eukaryota; Fungi; Ascomycota; Sordariomycetes; Xylariales; Xylariaceae. The record is from RefSeq and is a predicted model, not a curated record. The transcript has a single exon.
UUUGGAGUGCAAUAUGCAGAUUUGGGAUUCUAGUCCUACCCAAGCUCCUGCAGUCCGAGAGGUCUCCCUGAGACCCUUGAGCAGGAUACAUGAUGAAGUCCUGAUCCUCAUAUCCUAGGUAAAGAGGUUCUUUCUGUCUUCCGUAGCUAUCUACGGAGAAAUCAAUCUCAGUCCUGAGUGCGGAUUCUUCUAAUGGGCAGACUUACGCCGCGAGGCAGACAUAGUGGCUUUUGAAGGUGUGUUCGGAUAUUCCCUUGAAUUCUUCUUGAUGAAGGUGAUGGAACUGAGUGUUUUUGGGUUGUUUUAUGAUGACUAUUUGAUAACUUUCACUUGGGAUGGAGAGAAGGAAAGAGUGUGGGAAUAUAAGAGUAGGAGGAUGGGGGGCCUUUUAUGGGCGAAGUAGUAGGAUGCGAGUCUGCCCACUCACCUCGACUACCCCUCACGGACCAAUCAGCAGUCAACAUUCCCCGACUUACACCCUACAUGCAACUCCCAUGCAUCUUCUUCCCACCCGCCACACCAUCUCCUGGUAAGGGAUCGGCACCCGGUCUUUCAUUCUUCUUUCCUAUCAUAUUUCUACUUAUUAUCUCGCCAUUGAAAGAGCCAUGCUCCUUGCUUAUUUUGUGCAACCCACCGUGGAUGACUCUCGGCAUCGCAACGGCCGCAGCCGUGCAUACAAUAGCGGCACAUACAGGUCUCCCACCUAGACACUACGUGCAGCACCCCGAGACGGCUCACCCUCGAUGCCCAAUGGCCUUUCCAUACCCUUGGUAUUCCAUUUUUCCAUGCAUCGUCUCAUAUUGGUCAUUAGUCUCCCCUUCCAUCCUUUGUCAGCCCACCAUUGCCGCCAUGCCGCUUUUUACCCUCUCUCUCUCUCUACCUCAUCCUCAAACACUUCACUGCCACCAGCCUUAUUCCGGUUUUGUCUACAUGCAUCUUUUAUACUUCGUUACAUGCCCAAUUUUGUCUCCCUUUCUAUCACACUACCCCUCAACACCUUAAAGUUGACUCAUAUCCACCAUUCUUCAAGACUAUGUAACCCCCCCGUCUCAACUUACUUUCAGGCUUUUUAAGGUUUUAAGCAUUCUGAACUGCCACCAACCAACCACCAACA